Molecule: messenger RNA, 1560 nt
Organism: Aspergillus calidoustus
Lineage: Eukaryota; Fungi; Ascomycota; Eurotiomycetes; Eurotiales; Aspergillaceae
Source: the annotation of a GenBank genome assembly
AUGAACAUCCACCUGCCAUCCGAAAUAUGGCUACACAUUGGAGAAGAAAUAACGCAACAACGUCAGCAUACACUCCGCAGCCUAGCGGAAACAUGUCGCUCUUUCCACGCCAUCUUCACCCCGCUGUUCCUCGCCUCCCUCCGCUUCACUAAAUUCGAGAGGAUUUCCUCCCCGGAGUUCGGCAAGUGCGCCCCACUACGCAGCCUUCUGCAUGUGAGGACGCUGAAGAUCUACGCGGGAUGCACCUAUGCCGAAGCGUUUGAGCCGGAGGAGGAAGCGGUGCUUUAUGCGCGGUUUCAUCGGAAUCUGAUCCGUUGCUUGGAGAAUAUGCCGAAUCUUGCCUCGUUUACGGUUGGACUGCCGGGUCCGUGGAAGACGACUCAGGAAGACGACGAUGGGGUCUCCUUCCUGCCAUUGUUCUCCAACCUUCUCCAGACUCUGCAAUCGUCCUGUACGAGGCUUCAAACAUUAGUCCUCUCCGUUGGCGACCUUCCGGCGCUGGAUAGUUCCCAGUGGCUGCUAUUCGCGUCGCAGUCGGACAUGCAUCGCCUGGUCGCGUUUCAAAACCUCGCAUCCCUCUCUGUCGCCGGCGGGUUUCUCCUUCCGGACAGCACGGAUGCUGUGGUCUCGACUCUGCUCGCAUCCCCUGGGCUCAGAGACCUGAGCUUGGAACAAUACAGCGUGCCGCUGCUCAACGUAUGCACCCAGUACGCCGACGCCGGUGGUAAACCGCUGGCCCUCAGGCGGCUAAAAUACCGAACAAUGCAUCUGCGCGAGCUGGAUGCCUGGCCGCACCUGCAUAGAUUGACGGACCUUGGUCGGCUAGAAACAAUGGAGCUGGAGACAGGCCGUGACAGUACAAGCAUGGCCGGUAUCCCCUUCACCCCUCCCAGGACGAUACAUGUGGCCCUUACAGAUCCAGAUCAGUUCAGGUCGCUGCGGCGGCUUGCAGUGGACUUUCUCGACGACGCAUUGAUAGCGGCCCUUCGCAGAGUCGGCCAACGUCUGCACUUCCCGCCCUGGUUUCUCAGCGAGCUCUUCUUCGAGACGUACGACUCCCACGGGGCCAUCAAGGACGGGUUCCUCUUCCAUCCUGAGAAGGUCAAGUACUGGCCAACUUGCUUUGUCCUGGGAUCGAACGUCGGAAAGGCGAACACGGCGGUCUUUCGGCAGCGUCUUGCGCUUGAGGUGAGCCACUGGAAGGCCCUACGACUGCUGCAUCUGCAAUUGGAUAUGAAGGCGGAAAAGUCCCGCCUCCUCGCCCUCACCAACUCGCUGAACACGAAUCUCCGCGAGCUAUACAUUUCAGACGACAUCAGAGCACACAAGCACUAUCCCUUUGCUGAGGAUCUCAACUAUGGAUCCGAUUUUGACUUUGCGAUGAAGUUGUGCGUCAACUCCAAGAUAGCGUAUCUGGUGCUGUUCGAUUCUUACUUUCGAGUGGUGCGCGGAGGCGGCAAUGAUGCCCAGUCCGUUCAGUUGGAGUAUGUUGAUUUACGCUCGUCGGAGGCUGAGGAGGCGGAGAUCUUCAUGUUGUAUCGGGAGAGGACGGAGGUCUGA